AUAACCCGCUGAGUGGCCAACGCGUGCGCACCACCGAACCACUGAUAGAGAGUAUUGGGGAUUAAGCACCACCGCAAGGAUGAAGAGCACCGCCGCCUGUCUGAUAGUCGCCCUUGCGGCACUCUCCGCCGCUCACUCGGCACCCACCGAAGGUCAAGUUGCCCAGCAAACAGCCACCCAACUGGCCCUGGACAUGUACCAUGGUUGCCUUAAGGACCUCAGUGUUUCCUGUGUUCGUCCCAAGGCUCUGCAAUGGUUCAACGCGGCCCUUCGUCAGCCUGAGGUGCGCAUCACCGAACGUCUGUCCAUCGUCCGUACUGCGGAGAAGACCGAGUCCCGAUCAAUAAAUCCGGAGGAGCGCCUGUUCGACGACAUCGACAGCUAUCUGGCCAGUCACUCCCUGAGGAUCCAGGCUCCGGAGUACUUCCGCACCUCGGAGGCCCGCUCCCUGGUGCCCGAUUUCCUCAUGGCCAAUCCCCUCACUCAGGGCGGAGUGAUUCCACUGGCAGCUGCCAACGAAGGACGUGGAAUGAUCCGUAAGGCAAUCCUACCCUUCCUUUUGGGUCUGAAACUGAAGACCACCGUGCUGGUUCCUCUGGCUUUGGGACUCAUUGCCCUGAAGACCUGGAAGGCCAUGACUUUGGGUCUGCUCUCGUUGGUGCUGUCCGGCGCUUUGGUCAUUUUCAAGAUCGCCAAGCCCAAGAUCGUUAACUACGAGGUGGUGCACUAUCCCCACCAUGUGGAUCAUGUGGUGCCCCACCACAUCGAGCAUGUUGUGCCCCAUCACAUUGAGCAUGUGGUGCCCCAUCACAUCGAGCACAUUGUGCCACAUCACCUGGAUCACCACAUCGAUCACCAUGUGGAUCUGCCCGUGGAGCACAUCGAGCAUUUGGAGCAUCCUUCGCCCGCCUGGGAUCCUCAUGCCUGGGCUCGCUCCUCGCAGGAGCCGCAGGAUGCCCAGGACUUGGCCUACGCGGGUCAGAAGUGAGCCAGAGACAAGAAACCAAAACCCCCUAACGAAAUUCGGCCAAAAUGCAACCUUAUUUAUUUUGCACUAAGUUAAGUAGUUGAAACGCACGGCUCUCGGCGUAUUGUUUAUUUAUUUAUUUAUUGAGAAGUGUACAAAGCAAAAAACCAUAAAAA
This is a messenger RNA of Drosophila eugracilis, 1143 nucleotides long. RefSeq lists its product as uncharacterized. Lineage: Eukaryota; Metazoa; Arthropoda; Insecta; Diptera; Drosophilidae. The record is from RefSeq and is a predicted model, not a curated record.